This is a messenger RNA of Tachyglossus aculeatus (Australian echidna), 932 nucleotides long. RefSeq names its product T cell leukemia homeobox 2 (gene TLX2). The coding region runs from base 1 to 792 and encodes 263 amino acids. Gene Ontology annotation, molecular function: DNA-binding transcription factor activity, RNA polymerase II-specific; RNA polymerase II cis-regulatory region sequence-specific DNA binding. Lineage: Eukaryota; Metazoa; Chordata; Mammalia; Monotremata; Tachyglossidae. The record is from RefSeq and is a predicted model, not a curated record. Gene Ontology annotation, cellular component: nucleus. Gene Ontology annotation, biological process: regulation of transcription by RNA polymerase II; animal organ development. The transcript is spliced from 5 exons.
AUGGCGCCGCUGGGUCGGCACCUGGCGCCCGGAGGGGACGCCCCUCCCCCCCUCUGGGGGUCUGGGUGUGAGUCUGGCGCGGGGCCCGGGGCCCCGAUCCGCGUGCCCGCCCACCGGCCCCUGCCCGCCCCGCCCGGGCCCUGGAUGGACGCCCCCCGACGCCUCGCCAAGGACCGCCUCGCAGGUGACCAGCCUCCUCACCGCGCCAAGUGCCCCGCCCCUCCACGUCACCCCCGCCACGUGACCCGUCUGCUCACAUCGUCACGUGACCCACUCCUCUCACGCCGCCACGUGCCCCGCCCGUCCACCUCACCCCUGCCACCGGCGCUGACGCCGUUCCCCGGGGCUCGGCGCGUGGGCCACCCGUAUCAGAACCGGACGCCGCCGAAGCGGAAGCGGCCGCGCACCUCCUUCUCGCGCGCCCAGGUCCUGGAGCUGGAGCGCCGCUUCCUGCGCCAGAAGUACCUCGCCUCGGCCGAGAGGGCGGCGCUCGCCAAGGCGCUGCGCAUGAGCGAUGCCCAGGUCAAGACCUGGUUCCAGAAUCGGCGCACCAAGUGGCGGCGUCAGACGGCGGAGGAGAGGGAGGCGGAGCGGCACCGGGCCGGCCGGCUGCUGGUCCAGCUCGGGCAGGACGCCCUGGCCCGGCCUCUGCCCCUGGCCCGGCCCCGGCCCCCGCUGGCCCCGGACCCGCUCUGCCUGCGCAACUCGUCGCUCUGCGCCCUGCAGCGCCUGCAGCCCUGGGCCGAGGACCACAAAGUCGCCUCCGUGUCCGGCCUGGCCUCGCUCGUCUGACCCCCCCGCCCCCCGGUCCGGGACGCCCGGCGGAGCCCCGGGGCCCGGCGACGGAUUGCGGAAUAAAGUGACGGAGGAGCCGUGGGUCCGUGUGGAGCGCCGGUUCUGUGCGGCCCGCCGCGACGCCCCGGCUAAACUCG